AUGGCAAGCUCCCCCGAACUCAAGCGCAUUUUGACAUCAACCCUCCUUGAUGACGUGCACAAGCUGUGGUUUGAUCAUCUGAGCUGCGAAGAGGCACUCAUCCUACCUGGAAUGAGCGAGAUGGGAAAGUGGUUCACUCAUGACGAGGCUUUUGACAAGUUAUGUGUCACCCAAUUUCGCCAUGCUCUGGAAACAAUCGUUAGCUCCGGAGCAUCGGCCUCAGAGAUUAUAUCUGCCUUUAGCCCAUCUUCGCCGGUGGAUUGGCUCAGCCUCAUUAUUCUACUUGAUCAGAUUCCCCGCAAUUGCUACCGGGGAGUCGAGUCGAAGCUAGUGUUUGGGCGCUUUGACCCACUGGCAGAGGAUGUUGCCCUUCGAGCAAUCAAAGAGGGGAUACCGGCGCAGUCGACGUAUCUGAAGUAUCGAAUGGCGUACCGUAUGUGGUUCUAUCUGCCCCUCAUGCAUUCGGAAAACUUGGCUGUGCAUGAGCAAGCUGUCAAGGUGCACGAGGAUAUAGCCAGAGAUUUGAAUGGACUUCUGGCUAGGGACACAUCCACUCUUACAAAAGAGGAAAGAAAAUGUCAAGGCGUUCUAUCCGAGAAGGUGGAGGCACUCCAGGCAUUAUUGAGCAAUAUUUUUGACUUUGAGAAGAGGCAUAAAGUGAUUAUUGAGCGGUUUGGUCGGUACCCGCAUCGGAACCAGCCACUGGGCAGAGUGUCUACCCCAGAGGAAAUUGAAUACCUGAACAAUGGUGGGGAGACAUUUGGGUAA
Penicillium digitatum Pd1 is the source of this 768-nucleotide messenger RNA. Its product is annotated as DUF924 family protein. The record is from RefSeq and is a predicted model, not a curated record. Gene Ontology annotation, molecular function: protein binding. NCBI's taxonomy places the organism in Eukaryota, Fungi, Ascomycota, Eurotiomycetes, Eurotiales, Aspergillaceae.